AUGGAUUAUCUCUGUGUGAUGCUGUCUUGCUUGUUUCCUCUCAACUACUGGUUCGCUACAGCGAGGGCAGCAAAACCCGAAGAGCACCUCCUGUCUGGAAAGCUAAGUGAGUAUGGUGUGAUUGUGCCCUUCAGUACAGAUUGCCAGGGACAGUUCCUCUCACACAUGGUAUCUGGCUCAGUGGCGGCUGGCAGUGCUGAAGCCAGCCAUCCUUCCACCCCACCCUCUGCUCGGCACAGGGUGGCCCGCAGCACCCUGGAUGAGCCACUGCACCAAGGCAGAGCUGGAAAUCGCUUGUUAUACUUCAAUGUCACGGUCUUUGGGAAAGAACUGCAUCUCCGCCUGAAGCCCAACCGUCGACUUGUGCCACCUGGAGCCUCUGCCGAAUGGCAGGAAGAUUUUCAAGAGCUAUUCCGAGAGCCGCUCCAGCAGGAGUGUCUCUUCACCGGGGACGUCUCAGGCAUGCCGGGUGCCACUGUGGCUAUCAGCAACUGUGAUGGACUGGCUGGCCUGAUUCGGACAGACAGUAGUGAGUUUUUCAUUGAGCCUUUGGAGAAGGGGCAGCAGGAGAAGGAAGAGAAUGGGAGGGCACAUGUGGUCUACCGCAGAUCUGCCAUCAGACAGGAAAGAGCAGAAUCACACAAGGAUCUUCAUAAUGAAGUUCCAAGCUUCAGUGUGGGUGAGCUCCCAAACUCACUGGACCUGAUUGAAGACCGGCUCGGUGAAGUGGACAGGAAGAGACGCCACGCCAAGAAGGAUGACUACAACAUUGAGGUCUUGCUGGCAGUGGACGAUACAGUUGUGCGGUUCCAUGGGAAGGAACACGUCCAGAAUUAUGUCCUCACACUCAUGAACAUAGUGGAUGAAAUUUACCACGACGAGUCCUUGGGGGUUCACAUUAACAUUGUCCUGGUCAGAAUGAUCAUGGUGGGCUACAGACAGUCAGUCAGCCUAAUAGAGCGGGGGAACCCAUCUCGGAGCUUGGAGCAGGUCUGCCGCUGGGCCCAUUCUCAGCAGCGCUCAGACCCAGACCAUGCUGAAUACCAUGACCAUGCCGUAUUCCUCACCAGGCAAGAUUUUGGUCCAGCAGGUAUGCAAGGUUAUGCUCCUGUCACUGGUAUGUGCCACCCUCUACGCAGUUGCACUCUCAACCAUGAGGAUGGAUUCUCCUCAGCAUUCGUGGUUGCCCACGAGACCGGCCAUGUGUUAGGUAUGGAACAUGAUGGCCAGGGGAACCGGUGUGCAGAUGAGACCAGCAUGGGGAGCAUUAUGGCACCACUGGUGCAAGCUGCAUUUCACCGUUACCAUUGGUCCCGAUGCAGCAAGCAGGAGUUGAACCGAUACAUACAUUCCUAUGACUGCCUGCUAGACGAUCCCUUUGAGCAUGAAUGGCCCAAGUUACCAGAGCUCCCGGGAAUCAAUUACUCUAUGGAUGAACAAUGCCGCUUUGACUUCGGAGUGGGUUACAAAACAUGCACAGCUUUCAGAACCUUUGACCCUUGCAAGCAGCUGUGGUGCAGCCAUCCAGAUAACCCUUACUUCUGCAAAACCAAGAAAGGGCCCCCCUUGGAUGGGACCGAAUGUUCAUCAGGCAAGUGGUGUUUCAAGGGUCACUGCAUCUGGAAGACUUCAGAGCAGCCUUACAGCCAGGAUGGCAGCUGGAGUUCCUGGUCCAAAUUUGGCUCCUGCUCCAGGACAUGUGGGGGUGGGGUGCGCUCCCGCAGCAGGAACUGCAACAACCCACCUCCGGCCUAUGGUGGGCGCCAUUGCCCAGGUGCCAUUUAUGAGUACCAGGUCUGCAAUACUGAAGAGUGUCGUGGACCCUACGAAGAUUUCCGUGCCCAGCAGUGUUCUAAGCGUAACUCUUAUUAUACCCACCAGAACUCCAAACACACCUGGCUUCCUUAUGAGCACCAUGAUGAUGCUCAGAAGUGUGAGCUGAUUUGUCAGUCAGAAGAAACAGGAGAUGUGGUGUUCAUGAACCAGGUGGUUCAUGAUGGUACCAGAUGCAGCUACAGAGACCAAUACAGCGCCUGUGUUCGGGGGGAGUGUGUGCAUGUUGGAUGUGACAAGGAAAUUGGCUCUUUGAAGCAGGAUGACAAAUGUGGUGUUUGCGGGGGUGACAAUUCCCACUGCCGGACGGUGAAAGGGACUUUCAUCAAAUCCCCAAAGCAGCCAGUGGGUGUUUUGAAAAUGUUUGAGAUUCCGGUUGGGGCCAGAUACAUUCAGAUAGAAGAGAUGGAGCCGGCCUCCCAUAGCAUUGCUGUUAAGAAUCAAGCUACUGGAAACUUCAUCCUUAAUGUCAAAGCCAAGGAAGCCAAAAGCAAAACCUUCAUUGAGAUGGGCUUGGAGUGGGAAUACACAAUUGAGAACGGCAAGGAGAGCUUGAAAACCAGUGGCCCCCUGCAUGAAGCAAUCAGUGUGCUGGUUAUCCCACAGGAAGAUGAGUCCAAGAGCAGCCUGAUGUAUAAGUACAUUAUCCAUGAAGACCUGCUGCCAGUGAUUGGAAACAAUAAUGUCCUUCUUGAAGAGAUGGAUUCCUAUGAGUGGGCCCUCAAGAGCUGGUCUCAGUGCUCAAAGGCUUGCGGAGGAGGCAUCCAGUACACCAAGUAUGGCUGUCGGAGGAAAAGCGAUAACCGGAUGGUGCAUCGGAACUUCUGUGAUAAUGGCAAGAAACCCAAGCCGAUCCGGAGGCGAUGUAACCCGCAGGAGUGCUCCCAGCCAGCCUGGAUGGCAGAGGAAUGGGGAGCCUGCAGCAAGUCCUGUGGCAAGCUAGGAGUUCAGAUAAGAGUGGUGCAGUGUGUCCAGCACCUCCUGAAUGGCACAAACCGGACGGUACACACGAAAUACUGCACAGGAGAUCGACCGGACACACGCAGGCCCUGCAGCCGCUUGCCCUGUCCAGCCCAAUGGAGGACAGGUGCCUGGUCCCAGUGCUCAGUCAGCUGUGGAGAAGGCAUCCAGCAGCGCCAGGUGGUGUGCAAGGCCAGUGACAAUAGCAUUGGGCAAUGUGAAGAUGAGAAACCAGAGACUGUCCAAGUCUGCAAAAUGGCAGCGUGCCCAGGAAAGCUACCAAGUAUUGCAGCAAAGGCAGACACCAGUGAUCAUGUGACUCCAAAAGUACAGUGGGUACCCCAGGAUGGGCCCCAAAAUCCUGUUAACAAGAUAUCUUCAAAAGAGCCUUGCCUUGGGGACAAGUCCAUAUUCUGCCAGAUGGAAGUUCUGGCUCGCUACUGCUCCAUCCCUGGCUACAACAAACUCUGUUGUGAGUCCUGUGGCAAAAAGGUCUCCACCACCAGCGUGCCGCCCAGUGUAGACCAAGGUGCUUCAGAGACUGGAACUCACGAGGGUGCUUUCUUUCCCAGCCCAGUCACACCACUGCCCUUUCAUCCCACUGCCCGGCAUCGCCCACAUAGGAUACAAAGCACAGCUGCCAAAGAGACAGAUGCAUCCCAAGCUGCUCAUGCCCAGCUGCCCAGCACGGAAGGUUCAGCUGCCCAUGGAACCUCUUGGGCUAAUGCUGCGACCCAGUCUCGGGGCACUCCAGUCGAUGAUACUUCAAAAGUUGACCCCUCAAGACCACUACCUCCUAGCCGGUAUGCUGCAGCAGGGCAGAGUUCUGGAGAACUCUGGGGCAGCACUGCCUUUCAAUGGUUCUCUCCCGCCUUGAACAAACCUGCCGGUGCACACAGCGAAAGCAAUUCCUCUGUCCCCUCCCAGGGCGUAGCACGACGGAGAAGGCAUAGUACGGGAUCCGAGCAGCUGGGGAAUAGUCUCAGGACCUCCUCCCCUGUUGUGACAUGA
This is a messenger RNA of Emys orbicularis (European pond turtle), 3804 nucleotides long. It is a transcript of the gene ADAMTS14, whose product is annotated as ADAM metallopeptidase with thrombospondin type 1 motif 14. Gene Ontology annotation, cellular component: extracellular matrix. Lineage: Eukaryota; Metazoa; Chordata; Testudines; Emydidae. The record is from RefSeq and is a predicted model, not a curated record. The transcript has 22 exons. Gene Ontology annotation, molecular function: metalloendopeptidase activity. Bases 1 to 3804 code for a protein of 1267 amino acids. Gene Ontology annotation, biological process: extracellular matrix organization; proteolysis.